UGGCCUUUUCCUUCCUGGAACUGGUCCCACGGGUCUUCUCUCAGAAUCUCUGCACUUGCCCCUGUGUCUUCCUGGAACCAGUCCCCCCACGUCCUCACGGGUGUUUAAAGAGUCACCUUUUCUUCUUCCUUUAAUUUGCUCUUGUGGGCGCUUAUGCGACCCUGAGAGUGCUUCUCUGACACCCUGGGUUGGGGAACAGCCCACAGGCUCCCACCCUAAGGUCCCCGUGGUCAGACCCCGCUCUUCUCUGUCCCAGGAUCAGAUUCUCUUCCUUGCAUGUCCAGGGCCAGCCUCUGCCCCGAUGAAUUCGUCGCCCUAAGGAAAUAAGUGACACACAUGUUUCAUUCCUCCCUCCUGUCUCUCUGUCCCCACCACCUGGCAGAGUGCCUUGCACACAGCAGGUGCUCAGUAUUUGUGGAGUGAAGGCAGGGGCCAGCUGCUGCUGUCCUAAGGCUGGAGAAGAGGGAGGAACCGUGGCUCCAGACCAGACUUUUGCAGGGACACGGGCAGCUACGACCCCCUCCUGCCUUCUCCUUCCCUCAGUCCUCCCUGGCUGGCCUCCUUCCCUCUCUCUGAUCUCCUCCUACCGUCCUCCAUCCCUGGAAGUCGAGAGUCCUCCCAGCUAUGAGGAAGCACCCAGAAAUCCCCGUUUUCAGCCACCUCACCGGGCUUGAGAUCCGGUCGCUGUCUGGGCUGUCCGUGGCCCAAAGCGUGUGCGCCCUCCUGACCUGGGGGAAGACAGAGCCAGAAGAGCCUCAUGAUGCCCGUUUUCACUUUCCAGCUCUUCAGUGUUUCCAGUGUCAACGAGUCAACGCCAGUGGGGUUUGCCAGACCGGGGAGAGCGUCUGCCAGGCUGAAGGCUACCAGCAGUGCUUUCUGAGGAAGGUCUACAAAGAUGACAAUCUUUCCUAUGGGUACCAAGGCUGCAGCAGUGUGUGCUACUCUAUGACCAUGUUUAAUAAGGAUGUUGCUAUGGAGGAGAAAUGUUGCAAUGACUCAUCUUUCUGCAACAAGUUCUAAAGCUGGAGACCGCCCUGCCCUGACCCGAAGAAGCGGAAUCAACACACUUUGCAACUCUCACGUUCCUCGCAACUGCUGUGCACUCACCACGGGCUGUCCGUAGGGGGAAGUCAUAAACUAGCUCUGUGCCAGGCCCAGUCACCCUUUUCUUUCCCUCUUUGUGAGAGGCUCCCGGGAGAGUCUUCAAAAUCCAGUUGGGGUAAAGAGGGGUGGGCAUGGGCAGGGGCAAGUGUGCCUUCUUCCUCGCCAGGCCCGAGUCACGAAUCAUGCUUAUUUUCAUUUUUAAAAGCAGGGUCUGUAGGAGACUAUGGGGUCUAUGAUUCGGGGUGAUCUGGAGGAAGCCGGCUGAAGGAAGAAGGAGAGCCCUCAGAAGCUGAAAAGCGUAGGGAAAGAGUAGGCCGAAAGUGAUGUAUGUAUUGGAAGUGUUAACCCAAAUCUCUGAAAUGUUGGUGUCUUAAAACAAUAAAAAAAAAAUGAUUGCUA
Mustela erminea (ermine) is the source of this 1503-nucleotide messenger RNA. RefSeq names its product secreted seminal-vesicle Ly-6 protein 1-like. Lineage: Eukaryota; Metazoa; Chordata; Mammalia; Carnivora; Mustelidae. The record is from RefSeq and is a predicted model, not a curated record. The transcript is spliced from 2 exons. Bases 625 to 1020 code for a protein of 131 amino acids.